This is a messenger RNA of Salvia hispanica, 1062 nucleotides long. RefSeq lists its product as uncharacterized. The record is from RefSeq and is a predicted model, not a curated record. NCBI's taxonomy places the organism in Eukaryota, Viridiplantae, Streptophyta, Magnoliopsida, Lamiales, Lamiaceae.
GAUAAAUUUACAUCUCAGUAUUCUCUUUUCUCUUUGAAAAAGUUUUUGACUUCUCCCCCCUUUCAAUUUGGUGCUCUCCAAAGAAAGUUCACUAAGCAGGAGCUUUCAACUCCAGCUGAUUGAAGUUCUCAUAUUUACUGCUGCUGUCAGGUUAUGAUGAGUGCUCUUUCUGACCCUGUUAAUAUAACAAAUAUGGAGUGCAAUAAAGAUGAAGCAACCCGGGCAAAGUCAAUUGCUGAGAGCAUGAUAGAUCAGAUGGAUUAUCUCGGUGCAAAGAAGUUAGCGCUGAAAGCUCAAGCUUUAUAUCCAGAGCUUUAUGGUAUUACACAGCUACUGACAACCUUGGAUGUGUAUCUAUCUGGGGAGAAGAUAGAUGGGGAAGUAGAUUGGUAUCGAGUGCUAUGUGUGAACCCUUCAGAUGAUCACGAUACCAUAAAAAAGCAGUUCAAGAAGCUUGCACUAAAGCUGCACCCAGAUAAAAAUACUUCUGUUGGGGCAGAUGGCGCAUUUAAACUCAUUUCAGAAGCCUGGAAUUUGUUAUCCGAUGAAGAAAAGAGGGUGGCAUAUAACCAAAGGAGGGGAUAUGGGCGAGUCCAAAAGACUGUCCUAACACAAACAGGUGGUCCAUCAGCACCGUGCGGGGCAUGGAAUCAUGCACAUACUCGCGCAAGUCAACAGAAUGUUCCGUCGGCAUCACCCCGACAAAGUAAACGGAAAGCGCCAUCUGUACCAAGUCAACAGAAAGUUCCAUCUGCUUCACCCCGGAAAAGAAAAAAGAAAGUUCCAUCUGUACCAUCCCAGCCAAGUCAACAAAAUGUUCCAGGACACACUGGUGGUCCAUCAGCUGCUGCACAUACUGCUGGUCGUUCUAAUUCAAAUUCUACCUGGAAGUCGCGGAGUGAAACUGCAAAGAAGGCCAGGACUCAAAAUCCGGCUUCCUACCAUGUUAGAUCCGAUACCUUUUGGACUGUCUGCCGUGGAUGCAAUAGGCAUUUAGAGUAUCUUAAGAUGUAAUGCAACCGUACUCUUCUUUGUCUCAAUUGUAAUAAGCUAUUUAUGGCU